This is a messenger RNA of Durusdinium trenchii, 836 nucleotides long. The record is from the annotation of a GenBank genome assembly. Lineage: Eukaryota; Dinophyceae; Suessiales; Symbiodiniaceae.
UCGAGAUUUAGGUCCGACACGUGGGUUCACAUGACCAGCCACAGCAUGGCGAAGCUGCGAAGCUGCACAGAUGAACGGCACAGCACUGACACAACCCACCAGGACUGCGUAGGUAGGAAGGACUGCGACCCAACAGGUCUCUUCCCAGGCCAUGACCACCAUGGCUGAGCAGUGGAUGCCAAUUCCAGGCAACAUGAGUGCGACGACGCGAUGUGUUCCCGGCAGCACUGGCCCCAUGUACAGCCCAGAGGACUUGGUCGCUGCCGUCGGUGCACGCUUGGCGGUGGAUGGCCUGGACGCCUCCCGAUGGAGUGUUGAAGAGGAGAAGGUGCUAGUCCCGGCACAGAUGCCGGUCAAAGAUGGCGCUGCACCUAUUCUCUUCAGUCCGGAGAUGUUCAAAGGCCAAUGGCUGGAUUCUUUAGGAAAUCAGGUCUUCGUGUGCUUCGAAGAUGAACAGGCAACCACAUUGGUGGCCCAUUUGACCCGGCCGCCGCGGAGGGACCUGAAGCUCUUCAUGUGGCCGGUGCCUCGUGGUGGAGGUUGGCAGUGCGGCAAUGCAGUGCUCGACCCCAGCUCUGCUUGGCCGAAGCUGUGCUGGGUCACAGAGGAUGGCCGCGUCUCCACUUGGGUCCGAACAGAUGGUACCGAUUACAAGGAGGAGGCUCAGGAUGAGGAGCGCACUGUGGAUGGCCAAGGGCCAUUCUUCUGUGCCACCCCGGAAUCCUGGGAUUGAAGGCCCUGAAGGCCACCUUCGGCCCUUCGGCGGCGAGGGUAGCGAUGUAAAAGGCCAGCGGCCGCCUGGCUUUGAGGCAAGUGAGGUGGAUGAGGCGCAGAGC